Xyrichtys novacula (pearly razorfish) is the source of this 1284-nucleotide messenger RNA. NCBI's taxonomy places the organism in Eukaryota, Metazoa, Chordata, Actinopteri, Labriformes, Labridae. The record is from the annotation of a GenBank genome assembly.
AUGGCUGAAGCAAGGGUGGGGCGUCUGAGGACGGGCAGCCUCUGCGACUUGGAUUAUCUGCAGUACGAAGAUGUUUUUAACGACACAUCCAAGGUCAGAUGAUGGAGAGAAAGUUUCAUUCAGUUUCUCAAUGUUUAUAAUGACUUAAAUCUUUUGCUGCAGGAUUAUUUUCGUUGUUUAUAUUUUUUGUAGCAAAGGCCUGGCGUGCAUAGAAAGCCAUUUUGAAACAGUUUAUUUUCAAGGUCCAGCUGACUGCAGUGGCAGCCAUUUUCUGAGAUUUUUGGCUCACUGUAAUGAUAAUCCAGGGCUGGUUCAGUCGGUUCUUUUCCCUCUCGUUCAACAUUUGGUCAAUGUAGUCCCAUUUUUGCGAUCCAUAAAGGUUAAAGAGGCUUUAAGUGCUGCGUGGAAGACAGUGAUAGAAUUUAACCUUCAGUUUUCAUCCUUGAAUUUAGGAUGGGAAAGAGUUAGCACAGGCUUUAUACAUAAAUAUGACUAUAAGGUUUGUACCAUCCUCAUGAAUCAGACAAUGAUGAGCUCAAAAGGCAUAAAAGAUUCAUUCAAAUGUUUGUGUGUUUUAAAAAAAAGUAGAUCCAUCUACUUAGUUUGUGCCCUCACAUCCAGUAUUUGCCUGUUGCAGUCUAAGCGGAUGUCAAGUGCUGUAUUUUAUUUAUGCCCUUGUUUAUUUGGUCGUCUUUGCUCCAUGAUCCUUUGCUGGAAAUCUACAGAUUGGCAGUGAGGGUGAUUAGCAGUGAACAACUAGGUAAGGAUGUUUACUCUCUCUUAGGAUUGACUGGACUUAAAUUUAGAAACCAACACCUAGACACGGUAUCCUUUGACCUGUUACUCAACGCGUGGAUCAAUCCACCGCAGUGCAGUGCCUCUCCAGUUCAGCUGCAUCACUGCAUCAGCGCUGACAUUUUUUAAGACUAAACGCUCCUCUUCUUCUUUUUUUUCUCCUCUACUCACACAUCUAUGCUUCUGUCACCUUCUCUCUCUCCAGGCUGUUGUUUCUGCUCUCCUCAAGGAGGGUCUAGUUUGCAUAGUUUUGCUUCCUCACAGGCUGGCCUGGGUUAUUGGGGUGAUAAUGACUCCUGUUCUGUGUAUGGCACUGGUAGAAUUCACUGUGAGAGCUCACUAUCAGUGAAUUACCAUAGGGCCAUAAACAGAGCAGAGAAAGAACCACUUGAUGAUGAGGAUGAGGAUGAUGAUGGUGCCCGUUCAUGGGAGCUUAAACUGGCUCUGCUCUUCCUCUUCUUUGCUGUGGUGUGCUUGUGGGUGGGGUGA